AUGACAAGCACAAUCCCAAGGAAGCAUGUUUUCCUAUGGACAGCCUUAAGAUCCUGUUCAUCUGCGUUUGAGCGUUCGAUUUUGACUUUAUCCCGCACGCAGUUGAUGUCAGAACCGUUUUCUGCUUCGUUUUACUUUGGACCUCAGAGACAAAGCUGUCGCUAUGAUUCAAAAGAGGCUGAUCCCAAAGCGAGUUACGAAAACGUUGCCAGGGAAAUUGUGAAUCAAGCUAAUAACGAUAACAUUGAUUUACUUUUUGUCAAGGAUAUGGCUUAUUACAUGAAAGGAAGAUUGGGUUUUUUAAAGGAAUUUUUUCAAGACGCGAAACAUUCUUUUCUGAUUCGAAAUCCAAAGAAGACGAUUCCUUCCCAGUAUCGCGCUAGUGAAAAUCCAGAAAUCCAAGCUUCCGGUUGGAAUUACUUUGACCCUCCAGAAGCUGGAUUUAAGGAACUUUUCGAAAUGUAUUCGUUUGUCAAAGAUAACCUUGAUGCCAAUCCAGUUGUUGUAGAUGCCGAUGACCUACUCGAAUCACCAAAGGAGAUCAUGAAGGAGUAUUGUGAUCGAGUUGGUAUCAAAUAUGAACAGCAUAUGACUACAUGGAAACCUGGCGAAAUAAUCCAAGCCUGGCAAGAUGGUUGGGUUAUAGCAUGGCGAAGAGGGGCUUUAAACAGCAGCGGUUUCAUCAAAUCUGACUCUUCCUCAAGUAAACCAGAAAUAGAGUAUCCAUCUGAUGUUGUCAAAGCUAUGGAAGAUAGCCAGGCAUUCUAUGAUAAAAUGUUUUCUGUUCGACUUAGGUUAGCAUAA
Messenger RNA from Porites evermanni, 804 nucleotides. NCBI's taxonomy places the organism in Eukaryota, Metazoa, Cnidaria, Anthozoa, Scleractinia, Poritidae. The record is from the annotation of a GenBank genome assembly.